CAUGCGUAAAAUGGCGAACUUACUCGAUGCAUCCGACGACGACGAACUCGCAAACAGCGGCUUCGAAAGGAUGCAAAAAGCGGUCGCCAUUGAUGGUUACCGCGAUGGAGUUAUAGACGGGAAAGAAUCGACAGUCCAAGCAGGAUUUAACGAAGGCUUUUCGUGUGCAGCAAGUUUGGCUUUUAAACUUCAAAGAUGGAGAGGAAUGGCAAGUGGAAUACUGGCAUCUCGGUGUUCAACAAAUACUGAGCUACAGAGACUCUGCAAAGAUGUACUCCGUCGUGUUGAUGCUCUCAGGUCAUUAGACAUUCACACUAGCGAGCAAUCGACUGACACAAAGGGCACAACAGUAACUGGCCAUCGAAAUGUGCACAAGCAAAUCAAUGAACACGAUGGUGCAUCAUCAUUUUGUGACUCAGUGCCACCCAUUUCGGACACAUUACAUCUAUUGAGAUUUCAUAGUCAGCGUGACAUGCUGGAUGCGAUAGAAGUAGAUAGGAGGGAAGAAGUGAUACAACUCAUGGAAAUAAUUUCACAAAUCACUAGACAAUUGGAUGCUAUAUUGAUCGAAUCGCACACUACAGCAUUGUGA
Corticium candelabrum is the source of this 592-nucleotide messenger RNA. RefSeq lists its product as uncharacterized. NCBI's taxonomy places the organism in Eukaryota, Metazoa, Porifera, Homoscleromorpha, Homosclerophorida, Plakinidae. The record is from RefSeq and is a predicted model, not a curated record. Bases 2 to 592 code for a protein of 196 amino acids. The transcript has 3 exons.